Messenger RNA from Alternaria arbusti, 1086 nucleotides. RefSeq lists its product as uncharacterized. Bases 1 to 1086 code for a protein of 361 amino acids. The transcript has 2 exons. The record is from RefSeq and is a predicted model, not a curated record. Lineage: Eukaryota; Fungi; Ascomycota; Dothideomycetes; Pleosporales; Pleosporaceae.
AUGGCCGCCGUGACAGAUCAUCUCGAAGGACUGCUUCAAUGGACAGAAAACUUCCAGACUGCCCAAGACCUUACAAAUCUGGGCCUUACGAUGACUGACAACAAAAACUUCAAUAUUUGCCCUAGUUGUUACGAGGGUGUCUUCGCCGGUACACCCUUCGACGUGGACUUCAAACAGAUAUGGCUGAACGACUAUUCGUUGGAGCGGAGCUGUGAUUUCAGCAGCCCAUGGGCACGUCUUGCAUGGCUGUUGACGCUUCAGCGAGGUCGCAAAACGCUCGAUCUGAUCUCCGCAAUUGCAGGUGUCAUGGACACAGUAGCCAAACCGUGUCCUGGAGAUCGUGAGGCUGGUGCAGAAGACCGCAUCAGCUGGUACGGCAUUACAAACCCACGCGACGGUUCCCACGUAGCCAACUUCGCUAUAUGCUCAAGCGAUAGGAGGAUGCUUGAGGCCUUAUUGCCUUCUCUUCGUGGUUGCUUCGCUAAGAUGCCGAAGGAUGACAGGCACGUAUGCAGCUUGCGAACGAGCUCAACCCGCUUCCCAAAGUAUUUGGAUCUGCUUGUCGAGCUAGACGCUGAGGCUGAGUUGUCCGGUCAACUACCUGAUCUAAGCCGCUUCGUCUUAUUGCUCCGCGAGAUUUCCUACAAAGGCGAGUGCCAAAGGUACAAGAUCUUGUUCCGCAAACCAUGGCACUUCAUCCCUUCGCUGCCAGAGUUCACAGUCUGUGAGCAAUGCUACGACGAGCUCAUCUGGCCCGCCACACAGUCCAGAUCUACGUCAUCGUCCAUACCGCACAUGUUCAACAAAUCGAUCCAGCUAGUUCCCGGCGAAGACCCUGAUGUCGGAUCAAGCUGCUCUCUGUGGAGCCCGAGGAUGCGCGAGGUCUGGAAGGAAGCUGUCAGGUACGACGACUUUUCUUACCUGAAGAACCAAGCGAAGGAGAGAAAGAGGGCAGAGUCCAAGUACAUGAGGAACAGAAAACACAUUAUGACGUGGAUGGGCGACGCGGAAAAGGGGAGUAGGAAGUGGAAGGAAGCAGAGGAUGCGAUGAGGGAGCUGAAAAAGAGCUGGUAUACUUACGAAUGA